AUGAUUGAGGUGAUGAGAAACUAUUCUGGUGGCAUAUCAAAGGAGGAUUCUGGAUGUUACAUGCAAGCGUUUGCAGCCCCUCUUUCCUGGGCAACUUUGACCACACAGGAUAAAAACAGCAUGGACUCAAAUGACUACAGAAAACUGAUGUGGGCUGUUACACCUAUGGCGGGGCUUAUGCCCUUCCUAAAAACAAAACUUCUGAUGAACGUAGACAUCCCAAAGCUAAAAAACAUGAUGGACAUGUUGAAGGAUAUGUAUGAUCGCAUACCUCCUGGUCAAAGGACUCAUGUGGCUCAAUGGGCAAAAGAUCAGAUCACCCAAAACUACUUCAGCUGUUCAAUAAAGCCAUGGGUUUACGCAGCAUUAAAGCGUGUGGAUAUCUGCUCCCCUUCACUGAAAUGGCUGAAUUUGGAAGCACUGACUAUUUUGGGACCCUACCUGUCCUAUUUACCACCAAGUGAUGUUGAUUGUUCUUCUAAAGUAGAGCUAUGCGAGUUUUUCUCUUCAACUAAGUUCAAAUCCAUCAUGAAGGUAACCACGAUGAACCCCACUCUGAGUAAGAAGUUGCUCCAAAGAAUCCAAGAGUGCUUCAGUUCACAGGAGUUUCCAGAACAUGUGGAAAAACUUGGCCCACUGGCUUGCUAUUAUGAUCCCCCAGAGUUGAAUGCUAACUUCAGUGGGAAACUCCUCUCUCAACUGGACCAGUGUGACAGCUCCCAAAUCAAAGGGCUGAAGACACAGCUUCUCAGUUCUCUGAGGUCACUGUCAAGCCCUGCUCAAAUAAUACAAGACUUAAGCAGUACUGUUACUGCAUUGUCUGCCAAAGAAAUUGCUGCAAUCCCUGCCACCAAUCUCACACAGGCUCUCAAAAAUCUGGGACCCAACAUCCGAUGGACAAGGAGCCAGCUGCAUGCUCUUAUCGAGAAACAUCUGGGUGAAAAGAAAUGUAAACAGAUAUCCGGGAUGGAGCUGAUGAAACUUCAGCCCGUUGCAGAAGGUUUGCCAAACUGUAUACUGAAACAGGUAAAAGCUGUAGAGGUCCUGAAUGAGCCAGAGGGCCUAAAGAACAUCUCCAAACGACUGAGCAGGGGACAGCUAAUGGCCAUGCUGGUGGGGAUGCUUAAGGAAAUGCAUCCUCCUGCACUGGUGCCAAAGUUGUCUUCCCAGUUACUUAACGUCGUUUCUAUUAACAUUUUGGCCGACGCAAAUGUCACCUCUUUGGACCAAGUGACAAACAAAACUUGGACUCGGUCACAGGCAGCAUACCUAGCAAAGAAGAUGGCUGACCUAAAACAGCUUCAAUUUAGGAAGAUGCGUUCAGCCCUUCAGGGCAUAACCUGUAAGAUGAUUAAUGAAGUUCCUGACAGCGGUGUAAUGGAAAUGGCUUUGGCCAUGGCAGAGUAUCCAGAGUGGCUCUCCAAAGUUCAGGCAGGAUGUGCUGCCAAAAAACUUUUUGCAACUUUGGUGAAAAAGAGAGCAGACUAUUUCAAAACCAUCACUGAACAGGAACUGGAUAAGAUUCCUUCAGCUUUGCUUCUUCACCUGCUCCCUUCAGAUGUGGACGAUUUGCCUAGGUCUGUCUGUCCUAUUUUCCUUGACAAGAUGGAAGAAGCCAACAUCAGCUCUUUGCCUCUUAAUUCCCCGUCUCGUCCUGCGCUCACCAAGAAAGCCCUGUUCUGCCUAACCAAUGGGACAGAUUUAUCCAGCCUCACCGGUGGUGAUCUGCCCAAGCUAGGACCCCUCGUAUGUGAGCUGCAGCCUUCCCAGCUGCGUCUAAUGAACCCUGAUGUCCUCAACUCCGCUUUCCAGGAGAUGGCUUCCUGCAAACAUAUUCCUCAACAAUACAGGGCAGAUAUCAUUAAGAUGGUUCACCAGACCUUUGGAAAUUCUUCUGAUUGGACUGAGGACACUGUGGAAUCAGUCGGUCCCCUUCUUCUUUGUGAUAAGGUUGCCACGUCUGCUCUACCCAACAAACCUUGGAUGAAGGAUGUUCUUCAUUACAUGAAGUCACUGUCCUCUGAUCCUUCAGAUGCCCUGAAAAAGAAAAUCUUUGCUCUUACCACCACUAGAUCAAAUGCAACACGUAAAAAGAGGGAGAUCCUGAGAGAACCCACUGAGAAUUUGAUUCAAGAACUGGGAAUGGAUAAUGUGUACUGGUCAGCAGGAGAGCUGGAUAAGAUGUCAAACAGCACUUUCCUUUCCACUGUAGAAGUACUUGGAGAAAUCCCUAACUACAGUGGAGAUCAACUGGCUGUGCUCAGCAAAAAAGCUACCGAGGCCUUUGGCCCUGUGUCACAGAUGAACGAGCGCGUGGUCAUACAGCUUGAAUGUAUAAAUCAGGGUUUUUCUAACUCUGACCUGGAGAAUCUCCCCUUGCCUAUGGAUAUUGUAGAGGGAAUUUCCCGCUGUGGCUGGACUCAAUCACAGAUGGAGUCGUUGUGGAGGGGAAUUGCCAAAUAUAACAAUCUGAAAGCGCAGCAGCUGGGAGCAGCAGAGAUGGUAUCACUGAACCGGCUCAUCUGUGGCCUGAGCUCCGGCGAGAUCAGACAGCUCAACAUCAGCGCCUUCAAGAGGGCUGUGGGCUCGAUGGAUGGUAUUAAGUGCUCCUUUCAGAUUUUACAGCAAUUAAAAACUCUAGCUGUGGCUGCGUUUGGGAAACCCAGCACCUGGACAGAACCACAGGUUGCAGACUUGGGCAACAUACUUGCUGGGCUGGAUGCAUCGGAGCUGGCUUCUUUGGACCCAUCUGUCUUUCCAUUUGUCAGCAGGACGUGUAUCCCACUCAUCCCUCCAAACAAUUUUGCUGUACUCUCUGUUGCUCAGCUGGAGGCCCUUGGGCCUGACAAUGCAGCAACGGUGACCACUGAACAGCGAAAUCUGUUGAAUAAUGAUCAACUUGACACACUUGAAACGGCUCUGACUGGUUUUCGUAACCAGACACAAAGAGCUGUUCAAUCAGGAGCUCCAUCGCUGGGUGCAGAGGGGCUCUCAGCCUUCAUGAAGCCCCUUCUCUUGCUUCUCAUUGGGUUUCUCCUGCUGUGA
Pelmatolapia mariae (spotted tilapia) is the source of this 3045-nucleotide messenger RNA. RefSeq names its product otoancorin (gene otoa). The coding region runs from base 1 to 3045 and encodes 1014 amino acids. The record is from RefSeq and is a predicted model, not a curated record. Gene Ontology annotation, biological process: cell-matrix adhesion. The transcript is spliced from 23 exons. NCBI's taxonomy places the organism in Eukaryota, Metazoa, Chordata, Actinopteri, Cichliformes, Cichlidae. Gene Ontology annotation, cellular component: kinocilium; cell surface; stereocilium tip.